Cinara cedri is the source of this 1105-nucleotide messenger RNA. NCBI's taxonomy places the organism in Eukaryota, Metazoa, Arthropoda, Insecta, Hemiptera, Aphididae. The record is from the annotation of a GenBank genome assembly.
CUAUAAACGCCGAAAACGUGAUAGUUCAAUUACCUGUUAUAAAAUAAUAAAUAAUUUUAAACUUAACAAUGGCCAGCAACCGUUUUACACCAACUGGUUUUCCUAGAGUUCCUCUUCAGAAUGGUAUCGGACGUUAUAUUUGUCAAUUGAAAAGAGUUACAUUACGGUUUUGUAAAAGCAGUGGAUCUAGCCGGGGAAUACGCGAUUUCAUUGAAACAGAACUAAUAAAUUUUGCACAGGAACACCCAGGUACCGCUGUAUACUUAAAACCACGUCGUCACAAAUCCCCUUCGUUUGUUGCUGAAUACUUGAACGGGGAACGCGAAGUGAUCAGUUGUCAUAAUUUCACCGCCCAACAAAUGGUCAAGUGGUUGAAUUUAUACACCACCCGAUCAGGUGUCCCGUUGAUGAGAUAUGUGAAAAUGUGGCAUACAGAAUGCCCUUCCAUUCAAGGAGUGUGGAGCCCUUUUACAAAUAUGGAUCCCAAAUUAAACACCACACAGUUUCCGUCAGAGGAGCUUAACAAGCCCACAUGGGAAGAAAAAUCUGCUACAAAAAAAUUAUUGGAAAUGGUAAAAAAUACAAAAAUCAAUGACGUAAACGAAGAUGAUACACAAAGGAUUGAAGCCACUCAAAUGUAAUUAAAAAUCUUAGCUCAAUUUAUUCAUUAUAGUUAGUGUAAAAUAUUUUAUUUACUUUAUAGAUUGAUUAUCUUUAUUUUAUAAUUUUGGAUCAAAUUUAUACAAAUAUGUUGUUAAUAAUAAUUUAUAUUUGUAUGAAAUUUUAAUCUAUGUAGAAUAAAGUGUUUAAUUAAUUUAACAUUUUUUUUUCGCAUUCAAAAUUAAACCUUUAUUAAAUGACAAGGCAUUUAAAGUAUUAUAUAAGUACCUACUAAAACCAUCAGUUUGUGUAUGUACAUUUAUUUAUAUAUUUUAAAUUUAUCUGUAUUAAAAUACAGUUACUAUUCUUUAAUAUCUACAUUAUUCAAGUAUUCAAUGAAGACUUAUGGCAUAUGCUACUAUAUAUAUAUAUAUAUAUAUAAAAAAUACAUUGAAAACAAAACAGUUGCAAAUUCAAAUUUUAUAAUUACUUUUAUUAUAAUAAU